This is a messenger RNA of Enhydra lutris kenyoni (northern sea otter), 2464 nucleotides long. Its product is annotated as abhydrolase domain containing 15. The transcript has 2 exons. The record is from RefSeq and is a predicted model, not a curated record. Bases 56 to 1450 code for a protein of 464 amino acids. Gene Ontology annotation, molecular function: short-chain carboxylesterase activity; monoacylglycerol lipase activity. NCBI's taxonomy places the organism in Eukaryota, Metazoa, Chordata, Mammalia, Carnivora, Mustelidae.
GGGACGGCCCCGCCGCCUGCCGCCCUCCAGCCGCCGGGGGCUCUGCUACCUCGCCAUGCCGCCGUGGGACGCCGCCCUCGCCCUGCUGGUGGCCGCGCUCGCCCUGCUUGGCCUGCUGGCCCCGCGGCUGCGGCGCGCCGUCGGAGCGAGGACUGUGCUGGCGGCCCGCGGCCAGGACCACGAGGAGGAGACGGGCGGCGGAGGUGCCGCAGACCAGUUCAGCGACGGGCGGGAGCCACUGCCCGGCGGGUGCAGGCUCAUCUGUAAACCGUCGGCGCUGGCUCAGUGCCUGCUGAGCGCCUUGCGACGCUCGGCAGCGCUGGAGCCGCGCCCGCGCUCCUGGCUCUGCGGGCCCCACCUGCAGACCCUCUGCCACUUCGUACUGCCCGUGGGGCCGGGGCCUGAGCUGGCCCGGGAGUACCUGCAGUUAGCGGACGACGGGCUGGUGGCCCUGGACUGGGUCGUGGGACCUUGUCCCCGGGGCCGGCGGGUCACCAACGCGGGGGGCCAUCCCGCGGUGUUGCUGGUAAUCCCCAAUGCGUGGGGGCGCCUCACUCGCAACGUGCUCGGCCUCUGCCUGCUCGCCCUGGAGCGCGGCUAUUACCCGGUCAUCUUCCACCGCCGCGGCCACCACGGCUGCCCGCUGGUCAGCCCCCGGCUGCAGCCUUUCGGGGACCCGUCCGACCUCAAGGAGGCUGUCACUUACAUCCGCUUCCGACACCCGGCGGCCCCUCUGUUCGCGGUGAGCGAGGGCUCGGGCUCCGCGCUCCUGCUGUCCUACCUGGGCGAGUGCGGCUCGUCCAGCUAUGUGACCGGCGCCGCCUGCAUCUCGCCGGUGCUGCGCUGCCGCGAGUGGUUUGAGGCCGGCCUGCCCUGGCCCUACGAGCGGGGCUUCCUGCUCCUCCAGAAGAUGGCCCUCAGCAGGUAUGCCUCGGCUCUGCAGGACGCCGUGGACACCCACAAGCUGUUCAGGAGCCGCUCCCUUCGAGAGUUUGAGGAGGCCCUGUUCUGCCACACCAAGAGUUUCCCCAUCAGCUGGGACACCUACUGGGACCACAACGAUCCCCUCCGGGAUGUGGAUGAGGCCGCGGUGCCUGUGUUGUGUAUCUCCAGUGCCGACGACCCCGUGUGCGGGCCCCCGGAACACUUUCUGCCCGCGGAACUCUUUCACAGCAACCCCUAUUUUUUCCUCCUGCUCAGUCACCAUGGAGGCCACUGCGGCUUCCUGCGCCAGGAGCCCUUGCCAGCCUGGAGCCACGAGGUCACCUUGGAGUACUUCCGGGCCUUGACUGAGUUCUUCAGAACGGAAGAGAGGAUGAAAGGGCUGAGCAGGCACCGGGCUUCAUUCCUGGGGGGCCGGCGUCGCUGGGGGACCCUGCAGAAGAGAGAGGCCUCUCCCUCUUCCAGUCUGGAGGAGAUCUUUAGCUGGAAGCGAUCAUACACGAGGUGAGGGCCUGCCUGAGAACAGAGCUGGGCAUGCAGAGUCCUGAACCAGCCGUGAGGACAGAAGGGGGGGCUGCACUCCGGAGCCUUUGUGGCUGAUUCGGCCCCCUCUCUUCGACUGGUCUGUGGAAGAAGGACCUUCCAGCAAGCUGGUGCUCACUUUACCCUGAGAACACUCCUGCCCCAAGGUUUGCUCAACACAUUCCAGCUCUUCCUGGCCCGCAGCUGGGCUGUCACUGUCUUGCUGUCCCGUCACCGACCUCAUGAGCCAAAGAAGAGCCCCUUUGAGUCUAUGGACUCUUGAGAAAAUGCUCUGUGACUAGCAAGGGCUCUAGAAAGAGUGGGUGUAUGUGCGUCAUUGGAAAGCUCUGUCUCACAUAAAUCACCAGCUCUCUGACCCUGAUUCUUGAGCCGGAGCCACUCAGUGUCAUGAGGACAGGAUGUUUGUGUCUCAGUACCACUUCCCUCCUUUGGUUCUGUGGCUGCGGCGCUCUGCUGACUUCAGAGCCGUAGGGCUGCGUCAGUCUUUCGUGAGUGUGGGAAAGGCGGCCGAGGCAGCAAGUGCUGUGCUGAGACUGGGCUGGUGCGGACGACGAGGUACGGAGAGCAUGUGUGUCAUCUGGAAGGCUGAGGUCCCGUCUUCCAGACGAGUCCUGCAGGUCUCUGUUGGGCUGAUCUGGGCCUUCAGGCUAGGACUUCAAGCCUAGGGAGAUCUUCAGGAUGAUUUUAGGAAGAGGGAGUCCUCGAACACAGGGCCUGCCAGCCUCUCAGGCACGCUGGCUGCUCCCUCCAGCACCAUUCCUGGGGAUUACUCCAGAAAGUCCCAGCCAGAGGUGUUUUUCUCCUGCGAUGCGGGCUUCUUCUAGGUGGUGAAGAGUAUAAACCUGCUAUCUUGGGUGUUUUCUGGUUCGUUGCCUUCUUUUCUGACACUACUACCAGCCUCUUCCCUUCCAGGGCCUGGAGAGACAUCUGGGACCAGAGAAAACAAAAGUUCCAAGAGGUUGGCUAGCGCUUACUCAGU